Messenger RNA from Corythoichthys intestinalis (scribbled pipefish), 12660 nucleotides. RefSeq names its product dystrophin (gene dmd). The transcript is spliced from 86 exons. The record is from RefSeq and is a predicted model, not a curated record. Gene Ontology annotation, molecular function: zinc ion binding; protein binding. Bases 178 to 11094 code for a protein of 3638 amino acids. Gene Ontology annotation, cellular component: sarcolemma. NCBI's taxonomy places the organism in Eukaryota, Metazoa, Chordata, Actinopteri, Syngnathiformes, Syngnathidae. Gene Ontology annotation, biological process: neuron development; synaptic signaling; skeletal muscle tissue development.
CGAGAUACUCGACCGCUACUUCUCAAACGUCAUCGAACCCCGUCUUGUCUGGAGUUCGGCUCCUUCCCACCCAGUCUGUGGCUGCCGCCUCUGGAGUCUCGUCCAUUCAGCUCUCACUCGGACUAUCCGCUCGUUUGGCCCAAACUGCACAUUUUGACCCGGUUUCCCUGUGGACCUAUGGCAGAGGCUGUGCGACCCGAGGACUACUGCGACGAGGUGUUGGAGGACGAAUUCGGCGAGAUCAUCAAGUGUCGCUCUGAUGAACGAGAAGAUGUGCAGAAGAAGACUUUCACAAAAUGGGUCAACUCACAGUUAUCUAAGACAGGGAAACCACCUGUGGAAGAUCUUUUCUCAGACCUGUGUGAUGGACGACGCUUGUUGGAACUGUUGCAGGGUCUAGCAGGAAAUGAGCAGGUGAGGCUGGAAAAGGGCACCUCACGCGUCCACUCGCUCAACAAUGUCAACCGAGCUCUCCAAAUCCUGCAGAAGAACAAUGUUGAGUUGGUGAACAUUGGCGCGACGGACAUUGUUGAUGGCAAUCACAAACUCAUUCUUGGCCUCAUCUGGAGCAUCAUUCUCCAUUGGCAGGUAAAGGAUGUGAUGAAGGAGGUAAUGGCUGGCCUACAGCAGACAAACAGUGAAAAGAUUCUGCUGAGCUGGGUUCGUCAGAACACAAGCCAGUACCCGCAGGUCAAUGUGGUGAACUUCUCCAGUAGCUGGAAUGAUGGGCUGGCAUUCAAUGCUCUCAUCCACAGCCACAGACCGGAACUAUUUGAUUGGAGUUCUGUGGAGGCCAAGGUGUCAGCGACUGACAAAUUGGAACAUGCUUUUAGUAAGGCAGAGCAACAUUUGGGCAUCGACAGACUCCUCGACCCAGAAGAUGUGGCAGUGCCCCAUCCUGACAAGAAGAGCAUCAUCCUGUACGUGACGUCGCUCUUCCAGGUGCUUCCACAGAGCAUUACCAUGGAAGCCAUCCAGGAAGUUGAGACGCUUCCGCGGCCAGCUAGUGCUGCCAGCACAUCUCAUGUUCUGACUGGGGAACACUAUCAAAUCCAGACCCAGCAGCGCUUCUCCCAGCAGAUCACGGUGAGUGUGGCUCAGGGCCGAGUACAGAGUCCCUCUCCUCAGCCUCGCUAUAAAAGCUAUGCCUACACCCAGGCGGCCUAUGUCACAUCUCCUGAGCAAAAGAGGAGGCGCUUUACUGAUCAGUUUCUGAGUCCCAGCCAAGAGGAGCUGCAGCGAGGUCUCAGUCCUUUGCCCCCCGGCUCCACCAGUCUGGAGGGUUACCAAGCGGCUCUGGAGGAGGUUCUGACAUGGCUGCUAUCAGCUGAAGAUGGGCUCCAGUCCCAGCCCGCCAUCUCAAACAAUGUGGAGGAGGUCAAGGAGCAGUUCCACACACAUGAGGGCUACAUGGUAGAGCUCACUGCGCAUCAGGGCAACGUGGGGCGUGUUCUCCGGGCUGGCGCUACCCUACUGGCUGAGGGGAACCUGAGCGAGGAGGAGGACACCGAAGUGAGGGAGCAGAUGAACCUGUUGAACUCUCGAUGGGAGCACCUCAGGGUGGCCAGCAUGGAGAGACAAAGCAGACUCCACCAUGUUCUAAUGGAUCUGCAGCACAAGCAGCUGCAACAGCUCACAGACUGGUUGGACGUAACAGAGGCACGGAUAAAGCAAAUGGAGGCUCGGCCGCUUGGUCCUGACUUGGAGGACGUUAAGCACCAAGUGGAAGAGCACAAGCUCUUGCAGGAGGACCUGGAGCAGGAGCAGGUGCGGGUCAACUCACUAACUCACAUGGUUGUUGUGGUAGACGAGAGCAGAGGGGACAGUGCUACUGCCGCUUUGGAGAGUAAACUUCAGGUACUCGGUGACCGCUGGGCAGCCAUCUGUAGAUGGACAGAAGAACGCUGGCUUCUGCUGCAAGAAAUUUUAUUGAAAUGGCAACGCUUCACCAAUGAACAAUCUUUAUUUGACUCAUGGCUGACUCAAAAGGAAGAGCUGGUUCGCACAAUCAAGACCCCCAAUGUAAAGGACAAUGUCGCUACAGGAGCCUGCCUCCGCCAACUUGCUGUGGUAGAGUCAGAGCUGGACAUGAUGCGGCCCACCAUGGAUAAGCUCUCCUCCAUGAGUCAGGACCUGCUGUCCAGUGUCAAGAACAAGGAGGUUGCCAGCAAACUCGGGGCCAGGCUGGAUAGUUUUGCUCAACGUUGGGAUCGACUGGUUCAAAGUCUUAAUCUCAUCAACUCCCAGCUCUCACCAGUCGUCACCACGACAGCCCUCCAACCUGAGCUGACCCACUCAGUCACGGCGACUGUUACCAAGGUGACAACGAGGGAGAGCGUAUCGGCACUCCGCCAAGCCCGAGAAUCACCACCACAGAAGAAGAGGCAGGUGGUCGUAGAUUCUGAACUCAGGAAAAGUUGCAUGCACCCCUUUCUGCUUACAUACCUUAGCAGAUUUGAUGUUGACUUCACAGAGGUCCACAGCUACAUGACUCGCGGCGAGGCAAUCCUGCAGAGUCCUGAGUUUUCUGUUUCCCGCAAAGAUGGCAGCAUUCAGGAACUCUAUGACAAAGUGCAGCUGAUAGAACGUGAACGUCCAGAGAAGUACCGGAAGCUUCAAGAAGCAACCCGCACAGCACAGACCCUUGUUGAGCAAGAGGGGACGCGGGCUGAGGACAUCGCUCAGGCAGCCGAUCAACUGAACCAACGCUGGGUCGGGUUUUGUGCCCUGUUGGCAGACAGGCUGAUCUGGUUAGCCUACCAGACAAAGGUUCUAGCAUUCUACAGCUUGUACGAGCAGUGUGUGCAGGCAGUGGAAGUCAGUGAGAACUGGCUCAAGGUUCAGCUACCACCAUCACCAGAACCAGAGACACUUAAGUUGCAACUGGACCGAUGCAGAGAGGAAGUGGCCCGUCUGUCUUCCUUGCAACCGCAAGUGGAGCUCUUAGACAAACGUUUGAAGGAGCUAAAAGAGGAGAAAGAUGGGGAGGAGGACGCUUCAGCCUUUCUGGAUGCUGACAUCAAUGUGUUCAAAGAACACUACCACAAAGUUCUUGAGGAUCUGAGGGCCAGAGAGAGGCAGCUACAACUAAUUUUGGAGAGCUUGCCCCCAGCUCGUUAUAAGGAGACAAUUUCCACGCUGUUAGCGUGGUUACAGGAAUGUGAGGCCAAACUGGCUAUUCCAUCCACAGCUGUCACAGAGUAUCCUAUUAUGGAGCAGAGGCUGAAGGACAUGGAGGCACUCCAGGUGGCGUUGACCAGUCACCAAGGGCAAGUGGACUACCUGACAUCUGCUGUGGAGCAGGUCUUUCAGAAAGCUCCACCUGAAAUAUGCCAAAAGUAUCGUACUGAGAUGGACAACAUCAUGGCGCGCUGGAGACGACUUGGCACCAUGCUGACGGAUAACACCAAGACAAUCAAGGAGCUCAUGGCCAAACUUAUGCAAUUUGAGAAUGACGUGAAGACGUUAAAGAAGUGGAUGGCAGAUGUGGAUGUGUUCUUGAAUGAGGAAUGGCCAGCACUCGGAGACUCUGAAGCUCUGGAGAAACAACUAGAACAAUGCACGGCCUUAGUGAACGACAUCAACACUAUUCAGCCAAGCGUCAAUGGAAUCAACGAAGUGGGCCUUCAGCUGAAGAAGGACGCGGAGCCCCCUUUCGCCAUUCAUAUUCAGAAGGAACUGGAUGACCUCAAUGCCCAGUGGGAGCAUGUUUGCAAACAGGCUUAUGCUAAGAAGUCAGCUCUGAAAGGUGGCCUAGAUAAGACCAUGGCUCUAAGGAAGGAGAUGCAGGAGAUGCAGGAGUGGAUUAACCAGGCUGAGGAAGACUACCUGGAAAGAGAUUUCACUUACAAAACACCCGAAGAACUACGCAAAGCUGUGGAGGAACUCAAGAGGGCCCAGGAAGAGGUCCACUCCAAGGAGCUCAAGGUCAAACUCCUGACUGAUAGUGUGAAUAGUUUCAUCGCCAAGGCACCGCCUACUGCUCAUGAUGCCCUGCGUUCAGAGCUUGAUGUGCUGAAGGUCAACUAUCAGCGCCUGUGCAGCCGCCUGGACGGAAAAUGCAAAACUCUCGAGGAGGUUUGGGCUUGUUGGUGUGAGCUGCUGUCCUACCUGGAGCAGGAAAAUGCCUUCUUGGACCAGCUCGAGCACAAGCUUGAUCAAACUGAAAACCUUAAAGGUGGAGCAGAGGAGCUGCAGCAGGCGCUAGAUGAACUGGAGGCCCUCUUGCAACACCCUGAGGACAACAGAAACCAAAUACGGGAGCUGGCCCAGACUCUGAUGGAUGGUGGUGUUUUAGAUGAACUCAUUCAGCAAAAAUUGGACGCUUUUAACACACGAUGGGAUGAGCUUAUGGCAAGGGCGUCCCUGAGGCAAAAGGAGCUGGCCAAGAACCUCCAGUGGGCCCAGGAGAAUGAUAAGACACUAAAGGCCAUCCAGGAGUCACUGGCUAACACUGAGCGCCAUCUGAGGGCAUACUUGGCUGACAACAUUGAUGCUCAACAGAUACCACAGGAGGCUCAGAAAAUCCAGUCCGACUUGAGUGGCCAUGAUGCAACCUUGGAGGAGAUGAGAAGGAAGAAUCAAGAAAAGGAACCAUCCCAGAGGAUGACUGGACCUAUAGACCUUACGCAGAAAAUGCUGACAGAUGUUUGGACGAAGUUCCGGCUCUUCCAAAAGCCAGCAAACUUUGAAGCUCGCCUGGCUGAGUGUGAACGUAUUCUAGCCGGUGUCAAAGGUCAGGUGGGGAUGCUGGACAUUCGCAGCGUAGAGCAAGAUGUGGUGCAGUCUCUGCUGGAGCAGUGCAUGAAGUUGUACAAGGUGCUGAGCGAGGUGAAAGGAGAGGUGGAGACUGUGAUCAAAACAGGCAGGCAGAUUGUGCAGAGGCAACAGACUGAGCAUCCCAAAGAGCUGGACGAUCGUGUGACCGCACUCAAGCUGCUGUAUAACCAGCUCGGCGCUCAGAUAACAGAGAGUAAAUUGGAUCUGGAGAAAAUUCUGAAGCUAUCCAGGAAGCUACGCAAGGAGCUAAAUGGACUGACAGAGUGGCUCGCAGCUACUGAUGCUGAACUGACAAGGCGCUCUGCUGUAGACGGCAUGCCCAGUGACCUAGAGGCCGAGGUGGCGUGGGCGCAGUCCAUUCAUAGUGAGACUGAGAAACGCCAGCCACAGCUGCAGGCCGUGGUUGAACUAGCAGAAGCCCUCAAGGCGGUUCUUCAGGUACAUGGGAGUUUGGUAGAAGACAAAGUCAGCCUGCUCCACUGCAACUGGAUUGCUGUCACAUCCCGAGCGGAGGAAUGGCUAAACCUGCUGCUGGCCUACCAGCAGCAGAUGAGGAAGUUAGAUGGAGAGAUUGAGGAAGUGAACGGAUGGAUAGACGGAGCAAAUAAAAAGAUGGAUGAGAUCGACAACCAGGGACCAAAUGAUGCUGCACUAAAGGUGCUGCGUGCCGAGCUGGAGCUAAUGAGGAAGAAAAUGGAAGACUUAAAAACUUUGGCCAAUGAGCUCAUGUCAACCAGGGGAGAAAACUGCCAGGCGCAGGUUGGGCCGAAAGUGGAGCUCCUUACUCAGAAAUUUGACACUGUCGCACAACGCAUCGCUUCCGGACAGACUGCCGCAUCUGCCAAAGAACUGGAGCAGUAUCACCGUGAAGCUCAGAUCUGGUUGAAUCUUCUGGAAGAGGAAGUAAAACAAGGGGAGAACCUCAAGGAAGAGGAUUUCCAGGAAGACAAGGACUGCGAGGAAAGUGCAGUGAAGGAGUUAUUGUUGAGAGGAGAGAACCUGCAGAAAAGAGCGCCAGAUACCGACAAGAGAGAACAGAUCAAACUGAAACAAAAGCAACUUGGCAAUAAGUACAACGCUGUAAAGGACCUUCGCUUGCUCAGGAACAGGAAGGCACUGGCCAUUGCACCUCAGUGGUACCAGUAUAGAAGGAAGUCACAUGACCUGCUGGCCUGGCUAGACGAUAUCCAGCGCAGUGUGGAUCAGCUACCCGACCCUCCCGAGGGCGAGAGGGUCAAGGAAAUUUCCUCACAGAUGGCCCAGAAGAAGGAGGAGCUUAAGGAGUUGCAGGGUUUAGCCAAUCAGCUUUCAGAGGCUGGAGCCGCCAAUCUAGUGGAGCCCCGGCAGCUCCAGCUCAACACACGCUGGGUUGAGGUGGAGGGCAAACUCAAACCCUUUCAGAAACGAUAUUCUGCCGGUGUGCCAAUCACUGACAAUGAUUAUCUGGAAGAGCUGCAUGCGCUGUUACGUUCCGUGGCUGAGGCAGACUUCAAACUCAACUCCCCAGAAUACUGGCCUGCAGCCUAUUACAACCUACCUGAGCAAGACCACUGCCUGAAGGAAGUGAAGGCAAUCAUCGAGAAACUGCACGGUCCAGUUGAGACAGCUCUGUCUCGCAGACAAGAAGUAGUAUCAGGUGCCCGACCUAUGGAGGGUCAGCGAAUCCACGAGAGUGCCAACCACCUAGGAAUCAACUGGGACAAACUUAACAGACUGCACAAAGAACGGCUGAUUCGCUGGCAGGAAUGCAACACCAAGUGGCACAAGUUUGCAGCUGACCAGAGAGCACUUGAGGAGUGGCUUCAUGAAGCUGAAGGUGCAAUCAAGCUGGCUGAGAAAGAGCCAGCAGCACAAAGGCAGCAUCUCCAGGCCCUGACAGAAGCCAUACCACAGCAGGAAGUGGUGUUGAACAGAGUGACCUCUGCAGGCGAGGAUAUCAGCCAGAUGAGUACACCAGAUGAUGCUUCCCGCCUCAGAGCACAACUCAAAUUCCUAAACGCUCGCUGGGCUCAUGUCUGCGAACAGCUCAAUGAGCGCAAGAGAAGAUCAGCAGAAGCGCACGCAACAGCAGCACAGCUACACGAGACAACAGCUUUGAUGCUAGGUUGGCUCGACAAGGCAGAGGGGGUUCUGGGCAUUCCCUUGCAGCCUGCUGAGUCUCAACACAUCAAAGAUACGCUGGGCAAAGUGCAGGCAUGUGUGGAGGAACUUCCCAGCAAGAAAGCAAUGGUGAUAGAUCUGAACACAAGACAAAUUCCUGCAGAUAAACAAAAAGACAUCAGGAUCAUCAACACUCGCUGGGAACAGGUCUCCAAAGCUCUCCCUGAACGCCAACUGGAGAUUGAGUGUCUGUUAAAGGAACUGGAAAGGCUUCAGGCUCAGUUGGACUAUCUUUCAGUCUGGGUAUCCAGAAGCAGAACUCAGCUCGAGCACAGUCCUGAUGAACCCCCGUCCGGUCUCAUCGAGGAAGUCCAAGUCAAGCAGCCCGAAGUUGAGGCAGUUCUACAGCGAGCAAAUCAGUUGUUCAGAGACAUUACUCCAAGCCAGUCCGAUAAGGCAAAGUAUAUCAAGAUGAGAGAAGACUGGACUGUCAUCAUGGAGUUGUUGCGGCAGUAUCAGGAAAGGAAAAAUCUCCUUGUGGCCAAGAAAGCCAGUGAAAUGCUCACGGGGAGUUCACAGGCCGAUUCUGCCGCCCUGGCACAGUUCAACAAGUCAUGGGCUGAACUGACUGACUGGUUGACCAUGCUAGACAACAUGGUGCAGAACAAGCGUGUUGUCGUAGCUGAUCUGGAUGACAUCAACGACAACAUUGGCCAGCUCAAGGCAUCCUUGCAGGAGCUAGAACAGCGACGCCCUCUGCUGGAGAGACAAAUCACCGCAGCUCAGAACCUAAAGAACAAAACCAGCAACCAGGACACACGAAAUGCAAUCACCGAGCGCAUUGACCGGCUUCAGACCCACUGGGAGGACUCCCUGGCCAAACUCUCAGCCAGAAACCAGGAGCUCCAUAACAUGCUGCAGGACUCUACAGAGUGGCUAAAUUCCAAACAGAGGGUAGAAGCUCUCAUCAAGCAGGCCAGCGAAAGGCUGGAAUCCUGGCAGGAGGUCACCUACACGGUUGAUGCUCUCACAAGGCAGAAUGCUGAACUCAAGGGCUUCGCGAGCGACCUCCGACAGUGGCAGGGUCAAGUGGAUGAAACCAAUGCGAUGGCCGACAAAUUGCUGACAAGUUACGCUCACGAUGACACGCACAAAGUUACCCAAAUUAAUGACAACAUGAUUGCAGUAUGGACACACAUCAACAAGCGUGUUUCAGACAGAGAGGCAGCUCUGGAAGGGGCUCUGAAGCAUUUGCAGCAGUUCUAUCUUGAUUUGGAUAAGUUCCUCAACUGGUUGACAGAGGCUGAGACAACAUGUAACGUUCUAAUAGACGCCACCAAUGAAGAGAAGCUGGCAGAGAAGCCUGAGGCGGUCCGGAAUCUUUUGGCACAGUGGAAGGACCUAGAGGUUGAGGUGGAUAGCCAUACAGAGCUAUACCAUUCACUUGAUGAGCAGGGCCAGAGGAUUCUGAGCUCACUGGGGGAUUCAGAGGAUGCUGCACUCCUCCACAGACGUUUGAACAACAUGAACCAGCGCUGGGAGGACUUGCGCAGCAAGACUCUCAGCAUGAGAGCUCACUUGGACUCGGAAAUGGCACCUUGGAAAAGGCUACAUAUGUCCCUGCAGGAGCUGCUCAACUGGUUGAGGCUGAAAGCUCAGCAGCUAGAGCGAGAGCCACCUGUCGGUGGUGACGUCCCUACUGUUCAAAACCAGUUGGACACCCACCGUGGCUUCAGGCGGGACGUAAGAGCCAAAGAGCCUGUUGUGACCAAGGCUCUUGAUGAUGUUGGUGUCUUCCUGUCUGAAUUGCCGCAAGAGCCAUCACCUGAGCGGCGGGACAUAGGUUCCAUGGAGCGUGCCCAGAAUGUUGGGCGACUCCUGCGCAAAGAAGCGAAUGACGUGAUGACCAAAUGGGAGCAGCUCAAUAGCAACUCUGCUGACUGGCAGAGAAGGCUCGAGCUUGCUCUGAAGCGACUGAUGGAGCUCCUUGAGGCUGAAGAUCUUGUGGAUGGGCAGCUGAGGCAGGCAGAGAUGGUGAAAAAUGCUUGGGAGCCUGUUGGCGACCUUCUAAUUGACUCCCUACCUGAGCACAUCCAAAGAGUCAAGGAGUUUCAGGAAGAGAUUGCUCCCAUUGAGGAAGAUGUGACACACAUGAACCAAUUGGCAUCCACUUUCAGUCUGCCUGAACUCCAGCUGUCGCCCAGCAACCUGGAACGCAUUGAAGAGCUCAACAGACGCUGGAAAUUGUUGCAGGUCUCAGUCAAUGACCAUCUAAAGCAACUGAUGGAUGCACACAAAGACUUUGGCCUCCUUCAUGGAUCUGUUGACAGCCCCUUCGAGCAGAGUACCUCUCCAAACAACGUGCCCUACUACAUUAAAGAAAAGGAUGGACCUGACCUGGUGACCAAGACACUCCACCAGACCCAAACAACAUGCUGGGACCAUCCGAAGAUGACGGAGCUCUAUCAAUCAUUGGCUGACCUGAACAACGUUCGAUUCUCAGCCUACCGAACAGCCAUGAAACUCAGACGCCUACAGAAAGCUUUGUGCUUGGACUUACUGAACAUGCCGAUGGCGUGUGAAGUGUUUGACCAGCAUAGCCUGAAGCAGAAUGAGCAGCUGCUUGACAUCUCCCAGCUGGUAGCCUGUCUGACCAGCCUAUAUCAGCGGCUGGAGCAAAGUCAUGCACACCUGGUCAGUGUCCCUCUGUGCGUCGACAUGUGUCUCAACUGGCUACUCAACGUCUAUGACACUGGUCGCAGCGGAAAGAUUCGUACCUUAUCCUUCAAAACUGGAAUCAUCUCACUUUGCAAAGCGCACCUGGAGGAUAAAUACAGAUUCUUGUUUAGGCAGGUUGCAAGCGCGACCGGUUUCUGUGACCAGCGUCGUCUCGGUCUUCUUCUCCACGACUCGAUCCAGAUCCCACGGCAACUUGGAGAGGUGGCUUCAUUCGGUGGUUCCAACAUCGAGCCCUCUGUGCGAAGCUGCUUCCAGUUUGCCAACAACAAGCCAGAACUAGAAGCUGCCAUGUUCCUGGACUGGAUGCGUCUAGAACCUCAGUCCAUGGUGUGGCUGCCCGUGCUGCACCGUGUGGCUGCCGCUGAAACCGCCAAACACCAGGCCAAGUGUAACAUCUGCAAGGAGUGUCCCAUUAUUGGCUUCAGAUACCGAAGUCUGAAACAUUUCAACUAUGACAUUUGCCAAAGCUGCUUCUUCUCCGGUCGCGUUGCCAAGGGACACAAGAUGCAGUACCCUAUGGUGGAGUACUGCACCCCGACUACUUCCGGUGAGGAUGUCAGGGAUUUCGCUAAAGUGCUGAAGAACAAAUUCAGGACGAAACGCUACUUUACCAAACACCCACGCAUGGGCUACCUACCCGUUCAAACCAUCCUGGAAGGUGACAACAUGGAAACCCCUAUCACACUGAUCAACUUUUGGCCUGUGGACCAUGCGCCUGGCACAUCCCCUCAGCUCUCGCACGAUGACACACACACUCGGAUCGAGCACUACGCCAACCGGUUAGCAGAAAUGGAGAACCGUAAUGGCUCUUAUCUGAAUGACAGUAUCUCACCUAAUGAGAGCAUUGAUGAUGAGCACAUGUUGAUCCAACACUACUGCCAGUCACUGAACCAAGGCUCUCCCCUCAGCCAACCCCGCAGCCCGGCCCAGAUUCUCAUCUCCAUGGAAACAGAGGAGAAGGGAGAGCUGGAGCGGGUCCUCAAUGACCUGGAGCAGGAAAACAGGAAACUGCAAGCCGAAUAUGACCGUCUAAAGAAGGCUCAUGACAGAAAGGGCCUGUCCCCACUGCCCUCACCUCCGGAAAUGCUGCCAGUCUCGCCACAGCGCGCAAGGGACGCCGAGCUCAUUGCCGAAGCCAAGCUGCUGCGGCAGCACAAGGGGCGCCUGGAAGCCCGCAUGCAGAUCCUCGAGGACCACAACAAACAGCUGGAAUCUCAAUUGCACCGACUGAGGCAGCUCCUGGAGCAGACUGAUUCCAAGGUGAACGGCACCGCUCUGUCCUCCCCCUCCACCUCGUCUCAGCGCUCGGACUCCUCCCUGCCUCAGCUGCGCGUGGCUGCCAGCCAGACCACUGACACAAUGGGUGAUGAUGAGCUGUCCAACCCUUCCCAAGAUGCAUCUGGAUUGGAGGAAGUGAUGGAACAGCUCAAUAACUCUUUCCCUCAUAGCCAAGGAGGGAGAAGAGGACACCAAUGAGAGGUCCUAGCAUCGGAAGUUUGUUCCACAUGGCCGACGAUCUGGGCCGUGCAAUGGAGUCCCUGGUAAACGUGAUGACAGAUGAGCCGAGUGGCAUCAAGGCUCCGCCCUUCUGACAUCACACGCACCUCUUCCUAUUUCGUAGUCGUAUAGAGAUGAAUUGGAGACAGACUUUACAAACAGAAUAUAAAACAUCUAUUUUUGUGAAGGAUUGCUGUUACAGAAAAGAUGAGUUCAAGUUUUAAGAAAGUAAAUUGUAGAUUUUAGUAGUUUCUUAAACAUCCUGAAGUUGUUUUAUUGGGGGGUAAAAAAUGUUUUUAAAAUUCUAUGCAAUUGUAUUAAAAAUGUUUUGGGGGAGGGGGUCAACAAAGAAAGAUACAAAUAAGUGUGUUUAGUGUGUAUGUUUGCAUCGCUUUGUAAUCGGAGAAAAAGCAUUUCAGACAUUUGUAUAAAAAAAAAAGAGAAUGAUUGUAAUAAUAAUAAGGGAGUUUACUAUAAAGAACAUGUCUUUAUAUAACAACGUACAAUACUGUUAAGGUAAUGCAGGCAUCCUGUAACUUUACAGUACGUUGUAUGUGUAUUGGUGGUCCCAAUGCAGUACAGUACUCACUUUUUUGUCACCAACAUCCAUCAGUCUGCUAUAGGCUUCUUGUAUCCGUAUGCAACAACUGAUUCAGUCAUCCCUGGGCAGUAUUUAGCCAAAAAGGUGAAAGAUGUAUAUCAUGGUAAAUAAUUACACAUUGGAUUGGAUUUUUUUCUCCAAAACUUUUUAGUUGUGGCUUUGUUGGUUUUAAAGCUCGGUAUUUAUCAUGGGUGCCCAAAAAUAUGAUUUUAUUUGCAUCUUUGUGUUUGCUGGAGAUUGUAAAAGAGCAAGAAAACAGGUUUUUGCACUGGCACAUGUGGCGUUUUAAUUUCGUCAGAGUUCGUUGGUUACCAACUGCACACUGGGUUUUCCUUUUGUAGUUCAAUCUCUUCCUGUCUUAAGUACUGUAAGAUUCUUUGGCCGUUGAGGCUGCAAACUGACUCCUCUUUUAAGUUUCAAUUGCAAACUCUACUUGACCUCACGUAAAAGUACAGUCAUUAUUACUACUGUAGCCAACUCCAAUAAUGGAGCUUGAAUGUGGGAAUUCAAUCACUGCAUUUGAUUUUUUUUUUUUUUUUUUUUUUUUUUUUGUCGAGAUCAUUUAUGACUGAACAGCGACUACUAUUGUCAUGCCUGGGACAUAACUAAAUAUACCGGGACGUCUUUUCAUUUUAAUAGUGUUUGUCUUUGUUAAAAGUGCAUUCUGUUUUGACGUUGUGAGGUUAUUACUAAUCAUGCAUGAGUGGCUAAAAUGAAAUUCUUCUGUAACCGAGGAAAGACUGAUACACACGCUCCGCUGCAUGACCAUUUCGAUCAAGACACUGAAUUUGUUUAUUUCUAACUUUUGCGUGUCAUUUUUGCAUCACAAUACUUCACAGCAUAUCAGGCUCCACCAAAUAUAUGCCUUACUACUACUGUAUUAUAAAAAUGCUUUACUGUACAUCAAUAAAGCACGCAGUCAUGUCGAUUUGGCUUUUUUUUGU